Messenger RNA from Labrus mixtus (cuckoo wrasse), 4404 nucleotides. It is a transcript of the gene igfn1.4, whose product is annotated as immunoglobulin like and fibronectin type III domain containing 1, tandem duplicate 4. The transcript has 26 exons. The record is from RefSeq and is a predicted model, not a curated record. Gene Ontology annotation, molecular function: protein binding. NCBI's taxonomy places the organism in Eukaryota, Metazoa, Chordata, Actinopteri, Labriformes, Labridae. The coding region runs from base 120 to 3845 and encodes 1241 amino acids.
GAAGACCAAGGAAGCCACACUCAAAUAUCAGACUGGGAAGCAGCACCACUCAAGAGGAUCCCGGGAGUGAAGAGUUGGGGAAAUCUUUCUGAAUCCAUCCAGGAAACAAAAGAUCCAAGAUGUUUCGAAGAUCGGUUGUAACCGAUGGGACAGCCACUGGCCAAGGUCCUGCUGAUGACAAUUGCUAUGGUAAAGAAGUGGGGAUCAAGAAGAAAUCUAAGGUCCCUGGGGUUAUGAUAACACAGUUUAUCGAGCCCCUGCCAGAGGGAAUGAGUCAUCCAGACUUCAUCCGCAAGCCAAUUGCUCUGACCAUUCAAGAGGGUAAAUUUGCUUUUUUCAAAGCCAUUGUCACUGGAGACCCAACACCGACAGUAACAUGGAGCCGAAAUAAUGGAGAUGUGUCUGACACAUCCAGAUACCAGACUAAAUAUGAUCCAACGUCCAAUGAGCAUACAUUUGAGAUGCCAAAUGUUAUGCCAGAUCAAGCUGAUACUUAUAAAUGUUUUGCCAUAAAUGAAUAUGGACAGGCCAUUGUCACAGUUAUUCUGAAUAUUAUUGAAGUUGGUUACAAAAAAAACAAAGCCCCUCAACCAGCAGCUGAAGCUACAAAUGGAAAUUUUAAGACCGUACUAAAAAGGAGAAGCAAGAUCCUUCCAAAGUCUGAGCAGUCCGAGAGAAAAGAUGGAGAGAUCGAUCCUAAAUUUUGGGAGCUCUUACUAAGUGCUGAGAAGAAAGACUAUGAGAUAAUCUGUACAGAGUUUGGAGUGACUGACUUUCGUUGGAUGCUGAAAAAACUUAAUGAAAAGAAGAAGGAAAGAGAGGAAGAGCAAGCUGAGUUUGUCAGAAACCUUUCCAACCUGAAACCCAUUCAGGUAAAUGCAGAUGGUACUGCAUCCUUCGAGGUUGAUAUGGACCUUAUUGAACCAAGUAGCUCCAUUUUCCUGUACAAGGACGGAGUAAUGGUUCCAUAUACGAAGGAGUUGGGAGACAAAAUAAAGCACAACCUUAAACAAGUGGGGAAAAAGUACAUUUUCAGUAUGAAGGACCUUAUGCCAGAUGAUGCUGGACUGUACCAGUUGGAUGUAGAGGAUGUGAAUAUGUUUUCCACUGAUUUUAAAAUCCCCAUGGUGGAUUUCUUGGUGAAAAUUCAGGAAGUGAAGGCAAUUGAGAGAGAGGAUGCUGUUUUUGAAUGUGUCCUGUCAAAUCCAUUCUCCAAGAUUUUGUGGUUUGGCAAGAAUUUACCCUUGGAACAAGGGGAGAAAUAUGAUAUCCAGGUUUCAGAAGACAAGCUGAUUCACCGUCUUGUGGUCAAAGACUGCAUGGUGGUGGAUAAAGGAAUUUAUUCUGCUUGUGCAGGAAUAAAAUCCUGCAAUGCAUGGCUCGUCGUUGAAGCUGAUAAAGAGGUACCAAAGGGCAAAAAAUCUGCCAGAAAAACCACAAGGGCAGGAGGUUCUGGUAUGGAUCUUCAAAAGGUUGCUCAAGAGCAACAAGUUAAAUUAGUGAAAGAGAGAGAGGAGAGGAAAGAGCAGAUUCAAAUUGCAAAAGAAGCAGCUGCACCUCCACCUGAAACCCCUCCAGCGCCUGCACCAACAAAGCCUCCAGCCGAACCUGAAGCACCGAAAGACCCAGAACCAAUUGUAAACGAACCACCAGUAGUGGAGCCACCAGUAGUAAGCCCAGCAGCAUCAAUAACAACUGCUGAAGAACCAGGAAGUGGCCACCCAACUGAGGAAGCCGGAGUUGGUGAAAGGCUUGAUGAACCACUUGUGGAUACAGGAGGGCCAGGAAUUACCUGUGGGCUGUCCGAUAUUUACUGUCAUCGUGGCCAGCCAGCUGAAUUAGCGGUUGCGAUGAACAUAGAAUGUGAGGGCACCUGGUUUAAAGAUGGAGAGCAGUUAAACUCAGGCGCUGGAAUCACCAUAACCAAAGAUGGAACCUCUCACAAACUGACAAUUCAAACCUGCAAAGAUGAUGACUCUGGAGUUUAUCGUUUUGUAUCAGGGGAUCAAAGCACUCAAGGAAAGGUCACUGUUGGAGGUGUUCCUGAGUUUGACCCUGAUGACCUCCAUAAGUUCUCCAAACCUGUGAUCAUAAGAGUGGGCCAGAAUGCUGCUUUCAAGAUGCCCUUUCCUCCUCAGGAGUCUUUGGUUGUCAGUUGGUUCAAGGAUUGCACUGAGAUUAAAGAUGGAGGAGGAGUUAAAAUUGUGAGGGAGCCAAAUCACAGUCGGCUACUGCUCAGAGACUGUCUGCGGACAGACGCAGGGGAAAUAAAGAUCCAACUCAAAAACCCCUUUGGGUCUGUGGAGGCCACAUCUAAGCUUAUUGUGCUUGAUCGUCCAGGUCCACCAGAGGGUCCAGUUGAGACGGCUGAAUCCACUUCAUCUAUAAUUGAGAUUAAGUGGAAUCCUCCAAAAGACGAUGGAGGCUCCGCUGUCACCAACUAUAUCAUAGAACGGCAGCAGGCAGGACAGUGUCUGUGGACAAAACUUGGGGAUGUCUCAGCUGACAGGACCUCCUUCAGAGACAGGAAUGUGAUGCAUGGAAAGAAAUACAACUACCGCAUCUAUGCUGAAAACCCUGAAGGCCUCAGUGACACCCUGGAGACAGCUGAUAGCAUUAUGGCUGGCAUAAUGAUUCUCUCCGGACCACCUGGCACACCACAAGUCGUGAGUGCCUCCAAGACCUGCAUCAAGUUGACCUGGACCCCUCCAGAGGACGACAGAGGGGUACCAAUCAUUGGUUACCAACUGGAGAAACGAAAGAAGGACACAAAUCAGUGGAUCGCCCUGAAUGCAGUUAAUGAACCCAUUGAAGAUGUGAAGUACGCAGUUAAAGAUGUCACAGAAGGAACAGAGUACGAGUUCAGAGUUUCAGCAAUAAAUGAGUCAGGACCUGGGGACCUCAGCCCUCCCUCUGCAAUGGUGUGUGCAAAGAAUCCCAACAUGAGACCUUGUUUUAAAGACCCAGAGGACUUUAUUGUUGUUCGAGCAGGAAUCUCUGCACGUGUCAAAAUUUGCUAUGAGGCUGAACCUCCUCCCGAGAUCACUUGGCUUAAAGACAAUGAACCCAUAUCCCCAUGGAUAAAUAUCAUCAAUACAGAGGGAAUGUCUCAGCUUGUUAUUCCUUCAUCAAAGCGCUCAGAUUCAGCCAUUUACACUAUCAUAGCCAAAAACUCAGUGGGUGAGGCUUCCUUUGACAUUGAGGUUAGAGUCACAGAUGAACCCAAGUCUCCAGGACCAGUGGAGUUAGAGCAAACAGUCCAUGGAAAAGUGUUGAUAUCAUGGGCUCCCUCUCCGGACCAGGAGCUUGACGACCGCCUGUUCUACAUGGUGUCUCAACAUGACUCGAACACCAGAAUGUGGAAGACCAUAGCAGACCGCCUAUUAACCAACACAUAUACUGCCAACAACAUCCUUCCAGGGACAGAGUAUCAUUUCAGAAUCUAUGCCAAAAAUGAUAUGGGUCUCUCAGAUCCAUCUCAGUCACCAACAUGGGGCGUAAACAGCAACAGAGUUCAAAAUACUUCAAAUGGAGGAAAUUCAACAGAGGUCUGCUUCGAAAGGCCUCCAUCCAUUCUGGUCCCUCUAAAAGUCCAUACACCGCCAAAAGGUUACCAACUAUACAUGACAUGUGCUGUCAGAGGAUGUCCUACACCUACUGUGUCAUGGUACCUGAAUGGCAUCUGCAUAAACUCAGACAACAACUACUACAUUACCAACUCUUUCGGUGUGUGCUCCAUGUACAUUAUGAGAGUCCGACCCAAUGACAGUGGUGAAUAUAGAGUUGUCGCAGUCAACUCUCUUGGCAAGGCAGAGUGUUCUACUAAACUUAUCGUCAAAGAUUAAAGUGGCAUGAAGGCUUUGAGAGUGAUUCUGGAAAUUGUGAAAGUAGAAUGUUUUCAAUUACUUUGAACUAUGGAUUGAAAGUGUGACUGUUCUGUAAGGUUUUGGUUAAAUCAUUUAAAACUGUAAUUUAUUAAAUGUAUUUAAAAUGCAAGUGAUUUACAAUUGUUACCCUGUUAUUUAAAGUAAUUACUUCGUAGCACAAGUGAAAAUAGAACCUGUAGUACUACGAAAGUGGUGAGUGCCUCUAAGACCUGCAUCAAUUUGACCUGGACUCAUCCAGAGGACGACAGAGGGGUACCAAUCAUUGGUUACCAAUUGGAGAAACCAAAGGACACAAAUCAGUGGAUUGCCCUGAAUGCACUCAAUGAACCAAUUGAACGUUUCAAAUACUGCUUGCACAGUUGUUACCCUGUUAUUCAAAAAUAAUUAUUUCAUAGUGCAAGUGAAAAUAGAACUUGUAGUACUAAGAACUUGACCAGGAACUUAUAUAAUAUGGUAAUAUGAAAGCUGUCAAAACUGUCUUGCUCUUGUAACAAUGGAAAUAAAUGUAACAAACUAA